AUGCCUGCAGUGGGACAAGGAACUACCACCAUGGUGGUAACUGAAUUUUUUCUAGUAGGAUUUGGAGACCUCAAGAGACUGAACCCCUUGCUCUUCCUGGUAUUUGCUGUUGUCUAUGUAGUCACAGUUUCUGGCAACCUUCUUCUUGUGGUGCUGGUAUGCACCCAACAAGGACUCCAGACUCCAAAGUACUUCUUUCUAGCGAACUUUUCAUGCCUGGAGGUCUGUUAUACAUCUAACAUUUUACCCCGGAUGCUGGUAGACUUACUGCAGGAAGAUAGGGCAAUCUCCAUGGUAGGCUGUAUAAUUCAGCUGUACUUCUUUGGGGCCCUAGGAAGUACUGAAUGUUAUCUUCUGGCAGUAAUGCCAUAUGACUGGUACUUGGCUGUCUGUUGGCCUUUGCACUAUUUAACGCUGUUACAUGGAACCCUAACUGUGGGGCUCACAAUUGCCUCAUGGCUUUGUGGCUUCUCAGCUGCAGUCUUCCAGGCUGCUAUGCUAUCUAGCUUGACUUUCUGUAGAGGCAAUUAUAUUGACCAUUUCUUCUGGGACUUGAAACCUCUGCAGAAGCUCUCCUGCUCUGAUCCCGAUCUCGUUAACUUAGUCUGCAUGAGUCUAACAUCCUUGGUAACCUUAGUCCCCUUUGGCCUCAUUUUAGCCUCCUACUGGAAGAUUCUUUCUGUGAUCUUACAUAUACCUUCCAUUAUUGGCAAGCAAAAGGCAUUCUCCUCUUCUUCUAAUCUAGUAGUUGGGACUUUGUUUUAUGGGACUUUAAUCUUGGUGUAUGCUGUGCCCUUGGCUGGCCAGGUGUUGGCUCUUAAUAAGACCUUCUCCUUGUUCUAUACUGUUGUCAAUCCGACGUGUAACCCUCUUAUUUAUAGCCCCCAAAACAAUAAUGUCAAGGAGGCUCUGAAAAAAAAAUUAAGAAUUUGA
Messenger RNA from Phodopus roborovskii (desert hamster), 933 nucleotides. RefSeq names its product olfactory receptor 11A1-like. The record is from RefSeq and is a predicted model, not a curated record. Gene Ontology annotation, biological process: G protein-coupled receptor signaling pathway. Gene Ontology annotation, molecular function: olfactory receptor activity; G protein-coupled receptor activity. Gene Ontology annotation, cellular component: membrane. NCBI's taxonomy places the organism in Eukaryota, Metazoa, Chordata, Mammalia, Rodentia, Cricetidae.